UAGCUCAACUUUUGAGGGCAUUGGUACCCUUUGUUUAUUUGGCACCAUGGAGAUCUUCACCCUAACCAUCACUUUAGCUUCUAUUUUUACCAUAUUAUUCGCAGUUAAAACCUAUUUCCCUUAUUUCUGGAUGGACGUCAGGUAUUUUUGUGAGUUGCUGCAAAUUAUUUUGAAAUUUCUGUCUCGUCGAAGGAGGACACCGUGCUUCUUUGUUGUGGAUCGUUUCUUGGAGCAAACUGCGACACAUCCGGACAGACUUUUCAUCGUCUUUGAAAAUGAGCGCUACACCUUCGCUCAGACCGAUAAGCGGAGUAACCAGUUCGCGCAGGCCUUGCAGUCUCAGCCCGGAUAUGUCGCUGGAGACACGGUCGCGCUCUUUAUGGGAAAUGAGCCCGCCUUCUUGUUUACUUGGUUGGCGUUGGCUAAACUGGGCUCUCCGUCGGCGCUCCUCAACUACAACAUCCGAAGCAAGAGCCUCCUGCACAGCUUCAACUGCAGCGGGGCCACGGUCCUCAUCGCGGCCCCAGAGUUGAGAGAAGCCGUGGAGGAUGUGCUGCCUUCACUGACCCAACAGGGCGUCACUGUGCUCUUGAUGACCGACCACUGCUCCACACCGGGAAUUCUAAGUUUUACAGAGAAAGUAAACGCAGCGCUAGACUCUCCUAUCCCAUGCUCAGUCCGAUCAAACGUCACAUUGAAGAGUCCUGCUUCUUUCAUCUACACAUCGGGGACAACAGGUCUCCCGAAGGCGGCUGUGGUGAAUCAGAUGCGUCUCUUAUCGUCUCUGGCGGUUUUAUCGUCGAGCGGCGUCUCCUCUAAAGACGUGCUUUACCUGAACCUGCCCCUGUACCACACGGCAGGCUUCAUCAUCGGCUUCAUCGGGUCCAUCGAUACAGGGUCGACUAUAGUUCUGCGGAGGAAGUUUUCAGCCUCUCAGUUUUGGGACGACUGCAGAAAACACAAUGUGACCGUGAUUCAAUACAUCGGAGAAGUUAUGCGCUACCUCUGCAGCGUUCCCAUGAGAGAAAAUGACAAGGACCAUAAAGUGCGCCUGGCGAUUGGAAACGGCAUCCGGGCGGAGGUCUGGAGAGAGUUCAUCCGUCGGUUUGGCAACGUUCAGAUUCGAGAGUUUUAUGCCUCCACUGAAGGAAAUGUGGGAUUUGUGAACUACGCCGGAAAAAUCGGAGCCAUUGGACGAGUCAACUUCAUUCAUGCGAAGCUGUUCCCGUUUGUGCUCAUUCAGUACGACACAGAACGAGAUGAACCAGUCCGAAGUCCUGAUGGCCUCUGCGUGCAGGCCCGGAAAGGUGAGACGGGCCUCCUAGUGUCAAAGAUCACAGACUUCGCUCCGUUUGAGGGUUACGCGCAGAAUGAGGAGCAAACAGAGAGAAAGCGCCUACGAAAUGUCCUGAAAAAAGGAGAUCUUUACUUCAACAGCGGAGACCUCAUGAGGAUCGACCACGACAACUUCAUCUACUUCCAGGAUCGAGUUGGAGACACAUUCAGGUGGAAAGGUGAAAAUGUGGCCACCACUGAAGUUUCUGACAUUUUGACGAUGUGGGACUGUAUCAAAGAAGCAAAUGUUUACGGUGUUUCUGUACCAGGACAUGAGGGCAGAAUAGGGAUGGCUGCAGUCACGUUAAAAGAAGACACACAUUUUGAUGGAAGAAAACUGUACAGCCAUGUGACUGAAUAUUUACCUUCAUACGCCCGCCCACGCUUCAUACGGAUACAGGAGGCCGUGGAGGUGACUGGGACAUUUAAACAGAUGAAGGUUAAGUUGGUGGGACAGGGUUUUGAUCUGGGACUCAUCCAAGACCCACUGUUUAUCCUGGACGAUCGGGAGAAGAGCUAUGUUACCAUGACAACUGAAAUUUACAACUCCAUAAUCUCAGGAAACAUGAAACUAUGAGGAAGUCAGCCCUGACACUUUCAAGUAUUAUUUUCAACCUCAGGGGUCUUCUUCAUCCAUUAAAGCUUCAAACUGUGAAAGUGGAAGUAAUUAAAGCUACACUAUGUAGCUUUUAGCUAAAAAUAGACUAAAAUAAAAACAUGUCUUUUUUUAUUUUGGUUUAGUUUAUUGCACUAAAAAUGUGUACAUCCACUAAAACAGAAAAAAAAGCUUUUGCACAUUUAUAAAGAUACAAAUACCAAUCGAUAGUUUUCAAAGUGAUGAAGAUUAACACUGUUGCCCUGGCAAUUAAGACAAAUAGUCCAAUGAGAUUCUUUUAGUCUUCUGAUUUUUUCAGACAAAAGUUUUGUUUGUUUUCAUAACUGACCAUUUCAUCUGCUCUCUUGCAGUCUUCCUCAGAGGCCCAUUGUCGUUUUCUCAUUUCGCUUUCCUCGCUUCCUUUUCCUUGAUUCCUCGAUUCUGCAGGAAAUGUAUGAGGAAGUGCCAUCCACAGAGGAGACACAGGGAGCAGAAGAAUAGAGGAGCAGAGGGACAGAGGAAUAGAGGAGAGAAGCAGAGAAGUAGAAGAGCAUAAGAAUAGAGGAGAGAGGAGCAUAGGAAUAGAGGAGCAGAGGAGUAGAGGAACAGAGGAAUAAAAGAGCAGAGAAAAGGGGAGUAGAGGAACAGAGGAAUAGAUGAGAGAGGAAGAGAGGAGACACAGUGAGGAGAGAGAAGCAGAGGGGAGAGGCAGGAGGAGCUUAGUUUUAAUGUCAAAUGAAGGAUUAUGUAACAUGUCAAACCUCCUUUACUGCUGUCCCUGUACUUGUACUGUUGCAACAAUACACACUCCUCACUGUAAGGCAAAUAAAGUUUUAUUAUUUUA
Messenger RNA from Boleophthalmus pectinirostris (great blue-spotted mudskipper), 2774 nucleotides. Its product is annotated as long-chain fatty acid transport protein 2-like. Gene Ontology annotation, molecular function: long-chain fatty acid-CoA ligase activity; long-chain fatty acid transmembrane transporter activity. The transcript has 10 exons. Lineage: Eukaryota; Metazoa; Chordata; Actinopteri; Gobiiformes; Gobiidae. The coding region runs from base 47 to 1912 and encodes 621 amino acids. The record is from RefSeq and is a predicted model, not a curated record.